Messenger RNA from Quercus robur (English oak), 1707 nucleotides. RefSeq names its product UDP-glycosyltransferase 73B3-like. The transcript has a single exon. The record is from RefSeq and is a predicted model, not a curated record. Bases 172 to 1608 code for a protein of 478 amino acids. Gene Ontology annotation, molecular function: UDP-glycosyltransferase activity. NCBI's taxonomy places the organism in Eukaryota, Viridiplantae, Streptophyta, Magnoliopsida, Fagales, Fagaceae.
AACAGUCCGACUAUACUAUUAAGCCCUUUUCCCUUAUCUUACUGCAUUUUCCACCGAGACUUGUCGGCAACUUUAUCCAACCAAAGUUAAUUUUAUUACACCGACUCAAAUCUCAACACUCAAAUACCAGCUUUGUUCAGUUGUGUUGAUGAAAAACAAGUUCAAUUAAAGAUGUCUUCUUCAACUUCAACUUCAAGCUCAAGCUCAGGUGAGAUUUUGGUGGUGCCCAAAAUUGCGCAAGGCCAUCUCUUCCCUUGUAUUGAGAUCUGCAAACUCCUCCUCUCCCGAAAUUACAGCAUUACCCUUCUUGUUGAUUCCGAUAUUACUUCUUCUAUCCCUUCCUCUCUCCUCCAUUCCCCUCUCUUCCAUUUCCAACUCACCAAAGACAUUCAUGGGUGGUAUCUCCAACGUGACCCGGGGGUUACGACCCGACCCAUCUGUGCCAUCAUAGACCACAUCAUCAACAAGAACGCCCACCAUGUUUUCUCCGAAUUCUCCAUCCCCACUGUGGUUUUCAUCACUUCUGGAGCCUGCUGGGCCGCCGUCCAGCACGCUAUUUGGGUUGUCCGACCCGGAGACAUGACACCCGGCGAUGUUCGGACUCUACCCGGGUUACCCGAAGACAUGGUUCUCAAGUAUUCGGAUCUUAAGCAAAGGCGUCAUUGGAUGAAGAUGGGGGGCCCUCCUCAUAAACAAAAGGAGGGCCCACGAGGUGAUGUUGGUGGUGGUCGUGGUGGUGGUGGCGGCGGUGGUCCUCCACGUGGCCCACCUUUUCCGGGUGAGCCUGCUCCUUGGGUGGAAGAAGUGGAAUCCGCUGCAGCAAUUUUGAUCAACACGUGUGAUGAUCUCGAGCGUCCAUUUCUCGAUUACGUGGCGAACUUGACACGCAAGCCUGUUUGGGGUGUGGGUCCCUUGUUGCCUGAUCAGUAUUGGGAGUCUUCGGACUCGUUGCUGCUCCGGGUCCAGGACCAAGAGAUCCGACCCAGUAAAGAAUCCAAUUACACUGAGGAGCAGGUAAUUGAAUGGUUGGAUCAGCAGCCACGUGGGUCUGUGGUGUAUGUGUCAUUUGGGAGUGAAGUGGGUCCUACAAUGGAGGAGUACCCUGAGCUGACUAAGGCAUUGGAGGAGUUGACCGGGUCAAACUCAUUCAUAUGGGUCAUCCAAAAGAAAUCUGAUUAUUUUCCAAACGGGUUGGAUGGGAAAGUAGGGAAGAAGGGUUUGAUAAUACACGGGUGGGCACCACAGUUGUUGAUAUUGAGUCAUCCAUCAACAGGUGGAUUUGUUUCUCAUUGUGGUUGGAACUCUACUGUAGAGGCAAUUGUGCGUGGGGUCCCACUCUUGGCAUGGCCCAUUAGGGGUGACCAAUACUAUAAUGCCAUGUUGGUGGUGAAUCAUCUUAAGGUGGGGGCCAUGGUCUCAGAGAAAUACCCAGCUGAUAUGGUAAACAAAGAUGAUAUAUUGGGUGGGAUGCAGAGGGUUUUGAAAGACAAUGAGAUCAGAAGGCAGUCUGAGAUACUUGGUGCCAAGUUUGAGCAAGGCUUUCCAGCAAGCUCAUUGGCCUCCUUGGAUGCUUUUAGCGAUUUUGUCAAACAUAAAGCAGCGGCGUAGCUUUUCUUAUAUUGGUCGCCUUGUAAUCCAGACAUAUGUACUUCUGAGGUUCAAAUCUCAGCUACUUUGCAUAUAUAUCUAUAAAUUUCAUUUGCAAUA